Cuscuta epithymum is the source of this 8333-nucleotide messenger RNA. The record is from the annotation of a GenBank genome assembly. Lineage: Eukaryota; Viridiplantae; Streptophyta; Magnoliopsida; Solanales; Convolvulaceae.
GGCAUUUUAAGGGAAAUAGGAUGCAAUAUCAAGAUUUUAAAAAUAGAGUGUAAAGUCCAAUAUCACCUAAAAAGUGGGGUGCAAAGUCAAAAUCACCCUAUAAAAAUUGUUUUUUUUGUAGAUACAAUUGUGUGAUCCCUUUACUAAAAAUGAAAACAAAUUGUCUAUGCAUAAAGAGCAUUCUUCAAAUAAAAUAGACCACCUAUGGAUUAUUUUAUUUUUAAAGACUUUGAUGGAGGGAAAUAUUGUGGGAUGAACUCUUUACAUAGUCGUUGGUCCCAAGUUCAGAAAUGAUAUUGAUAGAAAGAAUAUAACCACCUUUAUGCUUCAUCUCUAACCAAAAAUGGAAAUAGUUCGAGUCUAAUAGCCUCAUCGGAAACUUCAUUCAUCUUGAUGGUAUUGCAAGCUCUUAAGAAUCUUGUGAUGUGUCCUUAUGCAUCCUCAUUAACUUCUCCUCCAAAUUGGUCAUACGACACUAAGCCUAUAGUGGAGGUUUUGAGCUCAAAACUGUUGGCUUCAACUUGUGGAUACUGGGUACUUUCAUGAGCUUGGUUGUGAGGCUCUACAUCAUCCGCAAUAGAAUGUUCGGGUGCCCGCUCAUAGUUUCCACCUCGAUGUCCAUAAUUGAAAGCUUGGUUAAAUGGAUAAUUAAAUAGACCACCACCUUGGUAGAAAGGGGUUCCUUGAUUAAAUGGACCACUUUGAAAGUAGAGGUCACCACCUUGAUUGAAUUGGCCAACUCCUUGAUUGAAUUGGACACCACCUUGAUUGAAUUGGCCAACUACUUGAUUAAAUUGGACACGACCUUGAUUAAGGGCUUGUUGGACAUUCCCUGAGGAUAGCUAGGUAUAAGUUCCCUUGUCACUCUCACGAUCAAGGGAGUACUAAGGGAGUACUAAUAGCAAUCUAAAGUCAUGAAAAGAAGAGCAACCAACAAUUUUCCCCUACCUUCUCCCACUCUCAUGGAGAGGGGGUAGUGUGUGUGUGUGUGUAUGUGUGUGUGUGUAUCAAAAGGAACCCUACAAGUCUCCUUGAGUGAUCAAAUCAACAUCUAAGAACAUUGUGACCAUCAAAGUUUUAGAAAUUCAAAGAAGCAUUUUCACAAACACAUAGAAUGCAUAAUAUAUUUCUGAAGUUCCUUCAAAUCAAACCCCAAAACCUAUAACCUCACAUGAUUGAAUGAUCCUUAAACAUCCCCAAUCCCUAAUCCUAUUACUCACUCAUGCUAGAUUUCAUAUCCAUAAAGCAUAUGCAAUACAAACUCAUGAAAUGAAACAAAAAGAUAAGGGAAGAAGAUUUAGGGAAAUAAUGUAAUCUAAGAUAUUGUUUUGUGGAUUAUUCUUCUAAAUCUAUUAUAGUAUCUGCUCAUGUUAAUGACAACAUCCUUGAUUGAGAUUAGACUUGAAUCUGCGAUCUCCUCUUUGGGAGAUCGACAGUGAUACCAGACCACAAGGUAAUCUAAUAUAUUAAAUGCAAGAAGAAUAAGUAUUUGAUGUAAAUAAAGAUUAGGAAUUCAAUACAUAAGAGUUCAAGAAAGUUUAAGUCAAAACUAGGGUUUGCAAGAAGAAAUAUCGUGCAAAAACUACUCCCUCCGUUUCAGUUUGGUUGACAUAGUUUGAUUUGUCAACAUUUAAGGAAAACAUUUACUAAGGGGUAAAUUUUACUGUAUGGGCACUGUUUGGACACUAUUUGAACACUGUUUGGACACUGUUUGACACUGUUUGAACACUGUUUGACACUGUUUGACACUGUUUUGUUUACCAAAUGGGAAGUGUGGCAUUCAUUUUGAAACGUCCAAAAAAGGAAAGUGUGUCAACCAAACUGAAACGGAGGGAGUAUGAAAUUCGGAUGAAAAGAGGGUAUUUAUUAUACAAGGGGAAAACGAGGAAACGCUGGGAAGGAUCAUCUUCCCUUUUGGAGGAACAUAAAGAGGAACGCUGCCAGGAGUGUCGUUCCUCCCAUCUCGUUUACUCUUAACUCACCCCUUACUAUCAUCACAAAUCCCGAAUUCUAGUUCACCGGAAGCCAACAAGGAGUAAAUUAUUGCUUCAAUUGCCAACCCAUUUGUAAUGAUGAGUUUCUCAUUAGUGAUUGCCCUAGUAUGGAAUAAGGAUGUUUUCUUUUGGACUGAAAUUUGCUGGUCUGGUCUGAUCUGGUCUGUUUAAGUCUGGUCUGGUCUGGUCUGGUCUGGUCUGUUUAAGUCUGGUCUGGUCUGGUCUGGUCUGAACUGGUCUGGUCUGGUCUAGUAAACGUCUGGUCUCUGUGUAUUUUAUAACUACGGAAGUCUGGUCUGGUCUGGUCUGUUUAAGUCUGGUCUGGUCUGGUCUGAUCUGUUUAAGUCUGGUCUGGUCUGGUCUGGGACUGAAAACAGUCCAAAAGAAAACAUCCUAAGUAUGAGGGGAAAUACAAAGUGGUAAGAUAUUGAAACUUCAGUACAUACCGCUCUUGUUAUAUAUAAAAUACCAUGUUUACCGAAGAGUUUGAUAUACCGACACUUUUGAAACCAUACAAUAGUAUACCUGUAACAUCGGACCUGAAUUUUUUUCUGUGAGAAUUUUUUUUCAACAAUUAUUGAUACAAAGAAGGUAAAUCAAGACUAAGAGUAGUCUUGAUAAAUAAGAAAGUAAAAUUUUGUCUUAAAUUAAUAAAGGGUUAUUAAUUUUGUCGUGGAACCUCUCGUGAUAUUCUAAGUUCAUUUAUAAAAUAUUAAUGUUUACCAAAAUGAUACUAUUAUGAUAGUAGGGAUGGGUCAUGGACCCAGUGAUAUAAAGAAACGACAACUAGACAGCCAAGCGGGCCGAGGUCUCUAUUCGAUAAUUGUGAAUCAUUAAUCAUCAAACUGAUAAUUAUUCGGAAGGCUAUGAAUUAAUAACAGAAGGAAUAUAAAUGUUUUAAAAACCCAAAAUAAUGGGAUGAUAAUGUAUGAUUAAAUUGACAUAUUAGAGGUGGGUACUUUUGGAGGACCCUACCUUGAAGAUAUUUUCAUAUAAGAAUAAACAGAUAAGAUUUUAUCUGCUUAUACAGUUGGGACCUCUUAAAAACAAGUGUAACAUUUUAUUAAAGUGUCACAAAAUAUGAAAACACAUAUUUAAUCAUUAGGAAUGAUGAAUGAAUUUUUAAAACAACGUGUUGUCAUUUUUACUGUUACUUGAACAGUAAAAUGCACAUUGGGCCCACACAUGGGCAGGGACCAUCCGAUAUUUACAGACCACAUAUUAUAUUCACCUUGGUCUAGAUAAUAUUUACAUGAUGGUGUAAAUUAAUGUUGAGCCAUAAAGUUGACAUUUCGAUCAAACGAGGUCCCAUUACCGGUGUAGGUAAUUAAACUGAUAAUAGCCCGAAAUGAAUUUCGGCGACCACUAAAUUAAAUUUGGGUAAUAUAUAUUCAUUUUAGAGGCCAAUAUUAAUGGGAAGAAUGAUAUAUAUUUUAUUUAACACGAUAAAAUAAAAUAUAAUUGAAACAGUCCAGAAAAUACAACUUUCGGGACCGAUUGUACACUUUUGGACUUAAAGGGAUGACCUCCCACAUUAGUGGGGGCCACCCCACGAAAUUAUUCAGCAAAGUAGACAAAGGGACGGCUGUAUAAUGGUAGGAAAGAGAUAGGAAGUUGGCUUGAAGUGAUGAGCAUCAAUGAGAGACAUAUGUGGACCCUUUUCCUUAAUAUUAUGGGUGGAAUGAGCCAAAAGGACAUCAAUCUCUCUCCCCUCAAUGACCCACUCGGCCAGCACCAUCAAGAGAGUGAGAAGAACCUCUCUAAAAAUACCUCCAUAGCCAUGAACCGAGCUCAAGGAGGAAGAAGGCUCAAGGAAGAAGAAAAGCUUGGAAAAAAAGAGAAAAACUUAGUAAAACCAAGGAAUUUUACCAAGGUAUUCUAGACUUCUCGAGGAAUCUAGGAGUGGCCGGAAAUUCGCUGGAGCCGCCGGAGUUUCGCCGGAAAAUUCCAAAAGUUACCGGAGUUCAAACAAAGAGGAUAAAAGCUUGCUAGCGUCAUUUCAAGGUGAGUGGACGACUACGUGUCUUGUAACUCUUGAGUCAAACGUGGGAUUACCUAAAUAAAAUCAUAAUCAUUAUUUGAGAAAUGAUUAAAUGGAUUAAAAUGCAUGAUUAGUCAUAGUGAAUAUGAAUUAUGAAAAUAUUAUAUGGUUAAUGAAUAAAAGAUUUAUUUGUGGAUUAACCAUGAAUAUGUUAUUGUCAAAUGUAUAACAAUGCAUACAUGAACUAUGUAUGAGACAACUAGAGUAAUCUAGUGUAUGAAUAUGUAAAGAAAUGUAUAAAAGUGUUUAAACAUGUGAUUAACUAUAUUGAUGAUAAGUUAUGCGAAAAUGACAUGAUUAAUGAGUAAUUGAAUCAUUAAUACUUUUGAUGAAGGAUAAUCAUGAAUGAUUAAUUUGGAAAUUAACCAAGGAAAUUCAAGAUGGUAUUCUUGAAGGAUUCAAGUUUUUAAUCAUGCAAGCCAUUAAAGUGAAUUUAGUUUAUGAGAAAUAAACUAAGGUAAAAAAUACAAGGUAUGAUUAAUUAAUAUAAAUGAUUUUGUUGGCUCAUUUGAGAAAUGACCAAAGUAACUCAAGUAAUAUUCUUGUAACUAUUUUAGAAAUGCUUAAGAGUGCAUGUUACUAAAAUGAUCUAGUUGUGAGGGAUAAACUAGAAUAAAAUGUAUAAAUGAUUAAUAAGUAUGAAAUACUUAUUAAUAGUUGUGAGACUAUAAUAUUCUAAUUGAAUGAUGAAUCACGAAUGGCUCAUCUCAUGAGGUGAUUAAAGGAAAUGCAAGGUGGUAUCCUUGUGAAGAAUUAAAGGUGCUUAAGCAUGCAAGUUAUGAAAGCAAACUAGUUUAUGAGAUAAAAGUAUUAUACAUGAAAAUGAUUGGAAAUAUUUAUAUAAAAUAUAAGAUAUGUUCGAAUGGCCAAAAUAGCAUUUAUUGAUUGUAUUGGACAUAAUACAUAUUGUGUAAAAAUUUCGGGCCAAACGGAGCACGUUUCGGGGGUCAACUCAGAGGUCAACGGGCCGUUGACCCAAAACUUCGAACAUACUGGGCGCCGGGUAUAGGGCAUACCCGGGGCCGGGUAAGCUGCUGCCUCCAAUUUUCGUUUUCGCCGAAAACGCGAAUCGGAGCCUGGUUCGACGUGGGAUUAAUUCUAGCCAUCCUAUAUAUGAAUAUUUUGCAUGGAAUUGCAUGAACUAUGAUGUUUAAAAUGCUAAGGCUUGUAAUACGGAUUAAACGCUAAGACUUGGACUAGUCGUUAGUGAAUAAAUUAUAGACCACGACUGGGCGAGGUACGUGGUAGAUUAUACAUGGCGGGUGAAUACCCGGGACCAAGUAAGGUUAUAUAAUACUCUGUAGGACCAGGAGGAGUCCUCUACACGCAAACUUUAACAAGGGUAAAUGCAGUCCUUGAGGUGUGUUUAACCUCCAUCAAAUUGCAUAUAGGUAACAAGGGCAAAUGCAGUCCUUGAGGUGUGUUUAACCUCCAUCAAAUUGCAUAUAGGUAACAAGGGCAAAUGCAGUCCUUGAGGUGUGUUUAACCUCCAUCAAAGUGCAUAUAGGUAACAAGGGCAAAUGCAGUCCUUGAGGUGUGUUUAACCUCCAUCAAAUUGCAUAUAGGUAACAAGGGCAAAUGCAGUCCUUGAGUUGUGUUUAACCUCCAUCAAAUUGCAUAUAGGUAACAAGGGCAAAUGCAGUCCUUGAGGUGCGUUAACCUCCAUCAAAGUGCAUAUAGGUAACAAGGGCCCGUGUAGUCUUUGAGGUGUGUUUAACCUCCAUCAAAUUACACAUAGGUAACAAGGGCCCGUGUAGUCCUUGAGGUGUGUUAACCUCCAGUAAAUUACACAUAGGAUGAGGGUGUAUGCGUACUCCUCAAGGCGGGGUUAUCCCGGAAAUGAAAACUAUGAUAGCAAGGACGAAUAGUCCUCGAGGUAGGUGAACCUCGAAGUAAUGAUUUUAAAUGAUUAAACGUGCUUGAUCGGGAACGAGUUUCCGAUAGGAUAUUUUCCUUGGUCUAGGAAUUGAUUUAAACCACAUCCGUGAUAUGGGAGUCUGAAUGGCCCCACAGUAAUUAUAUAUUGAUAUCGAGUGAGUUAGCCUGCGGGUGACUCCACUCGAGGGUAAGAUACGGGAAGGGUGAAUUUAAUGAGGCUGUCACGCCUAAAUGAUUUGAAGAACAAAUGGGCCUACGGGCCAGAUAUUUUACUCAUAUGUAUAUAUGUAUACGUUUUGUUUUGAAAAGGGGUAGCUAAGAGUUAUGCCCAUAAUUAUACUAUCACCCUAUUUUGAGGGUCUCACAUGAGAAACGUUAGUUACAUUACAUACAGUUUGCCCUCACCAGUACUUUUCUGUAGUACCGAUCCCUCGGGGGAACCACCCUUUCAGGUUGAAGCUAGAGCUUACCUCCUGCACCCGUUGCUCGAGAGAUCGAUGGAGAGAAGACGUGGUUCGUGCUUCCUCUCGUUCUAUUUUUAAAUAAUUAAAAAAAUGCUCAUGGAACUAUUUUGACUUAUAAAUUAAUGAAGCCUGCGAGCUCUUGUUUUACCCUUGUGUGGGUUCUUAUUAAACACUUAUAUUCCGCUAUGUGUUUAAUUGUAUGUUGAUGUUGUUAUGUAUGUUUACUAAUCGGUUUUGGCAUAUGUAUCUAUCGGACGUCUUGUGCAAUUCAGUAAGGAUGAACUGCGGUUAUUCUUAUUGGGUUGUACGACGGUUGUCCACGUGGCACAGACGCGGUCUGGGGCGUGACAAUACCGAUUUAGAAGCUGUUCUCUUCGCCUGAUCUGAAUGUUUCUGAUCUGAAUUUUUUAAGUUCUGAUCUGAUCUGAUUUUUAACGACAAGAUCAAGCGAGUUGUUGCUGCGGAAGCGAAUAAGGACUUUGUGGAUAUACUUUUCAGUUUUCUCACCCUUCCAAUGGGAACCAUUAUCAGGCUCACCAGCAGCUCUGCUCAGCUAGCAGAAACACCUAUAAGCAUUGGAUGCAUGAACAAGAUAUACCAAAGUUUUCAAAAUCUAGAUAGUGAGUAUUGGCAGACAGAACACUGUAAGAGCAUGCUUCUGAAUCCAAGAAAUAUCUUUGUCAGCUACUGCAAGAAGUUGAAGAUUAAUAUUGAUGAUUCAGGGUCUGAAAUCACAUAGGGCUGUUCCAGGGAGGGUUGCUCACAUUAUAGCAUGUACCAAAAUGUUAGUUGCCGUUGUGAAGAGGGGAGGACCACCAAAGAAAGGGAGUCGGUCGAAAAGAAUGUCUCAAGUCAAGAGGGGGUCUUUUUGAAGGGAGGAAUAGUGUUCAUAAUCAGUGAUGAUUUACAGGUUAGGCCUGCCACUCCAUCUGUUCUUGCUCAACUUAUGCCUGACAUCAGUUCAAGAGAAGGGAGUAAAAUCAGAGAGAUGCAUGUAAAAGUUUCCAUGGCUGAGGUUAUCUGCUUGUUUGCACGCUCACUGAUCUCUCAGUCUCCUUUAAGUGACGUUUUUCUCUCUAAACUUUCUGGAUAUGGAAUGGUGGGAAUCCAGAGGAAACCGUCAAAACUUGGGACUUCUUUUUCAUCCCCAACUGCCGCCGCAGUAGACACGGCUAAGGAGAAAGUUCCUACUCUGGAUCUUAAAGUGACGUGUAUUAAGUCGACAAACAAGAUAUUGUUUGGUGAAGCAACAGAUGAGUUCUUUGAUUUCCUUUGCAGCUUCCUGACAACUCCUGUUGGAGCAAUGAUACGGGUUUUGGAAAGGCAGUCGGGGUUGAAAUGCUUGGAUAACCUGUACACAAGUGUGCUGGAGUUGGAGCAGAAAUGGUUUCAUUCGUCCGACAAGUGUGGAUUACUCAACCCACAUAUUGCGGAACAUCAUGAGUGCAAGAAGCAGCCGCUCAGAUUUGCUUUUGGCAGAAGAUCUUAUUAUGGGCCUAAUAACCCUAAGGGCGGGUUUUCUUCUAAUUUUGCUGUGGAACCAUCUGUGUUCUUGGUUUCGGAUGAUUUUGAAGUGAAGCCACUUUCUGUUGCCUCCUGUUUCCUCUUACUAAAUGAAUUACAAAUUCCUUUUGAUCAGACUGAAGAGAAACGGGUUACUGUGGGUAUGAAAGAGGCGAUGAGCUUACUGAAGGCUGCUCUCACAUCACCAUCAUCUGCUCUUACAAAUGGCUUGGGCCCCUUCUUGCUGAAGCGCGAACCCUAGCCCCACCAUUUAUAAAUGCCUCUAUGAAAAUCUGAGGGAGAGCUUCAAGCGUUGAAAGUUCAGUUAUAUUUAUCCAGUAUCCUCAUGAUCCCAAGAAUGUUUUUUUGCUCUCGGUAUCCUUUUUGUACUUUGAACUCAACUAUGGUGUACGGAGUAUUAUUCUCUAAUUAAAACUCCUCUUUGUUUCUUAA